CCAGGAGUCUCUCUUCCAUCAAUGCCUCCUUGUUCGUGCCUUCAAAUUCCCCAAGCUCUCCUCUCCUUCUUCCUCUCUCAGAAAUGAUACGAUUCGCUUCGAAUCAGUUAAAAAGCCGAAGAAAGCUCCUUCCAGGAAUUGGGCAGAGUCCUUUCAAAACCCUAACCCUAAACCUUGAUUCUCUUCUCCAAAGACUCGCUGCUGCAGAUGCAGCUUUCUCUUCUUCUUCUGCUGCAGCUUCCAACCCUAGCCUUUCGAUAUGGCGAAGGAAGAAGGAGAUGGGGAAGGAAGGGUUACUGGUCGUCCAGGAGCUGAAACGCUUGCAAUCGAACCGAGUCCGACUCGACGGAGUCAUACGCACACGCGUCUCCCGCCUUGUCCGGACCGAUCUCCUCGCCGUACUCGCUGAGUUCCAGCGCCAGGGCCAGGUCUUCCUCUGCAUGAAGAUAUAUGAUUUGGUGCGGAAAGAAAUAUGGUAUCGUCCAGACAUGUUCUUUUACAGAGACAUGCUUUUAAUGCUUGCAAGGAACAAAAAGGUGGAUGAGUCAAUGCGGGUCUGGGAGGAUCUUAAGAGAGAGGAAGUCCUAUUUGAUCAGCAUACCUUUGGCGACAUUGUCAGGUCCUUCCUAGACGGUGGCUUACCCUCCCAAGCAAUGGAGUUUUAUGAUGAAAUGAAGCAGUCUCCUGACCCUCCAUUGUGUUUGCCUUAUCGGGUAAUCUUGAAAGGCCUCAUACCUUAUCCUGAAUUGAGGGAGAAGGUGAAAGAGGAUUUCUUGGAACUCUUCCCUGAUAUGAGUGUGUAUGAUCCACCCGAAGACCUGUUCAACAAUCAGCAAUGAGGGCUGGUGUUGAGAUCAUUAAGAAGGGUGCUGAUUUUAUCUCUGCUUCCAAUCUGCCUGGUAAAUCUCUUGCCCAUAUGUUCUGCUCAAAAGCAUUAUCAUUCUAUGAAUGCUGCUACCCACGUGAAUACAUGGACAUUGGUGUGAGAUUCAUGCCAUCAUUCGGCAGGCUCAGCUGUGUACAUGUCCUAGCUGAAGAAUCAGGCCAAUCUGCAGGGGAGGCUGCUCUUGUACCAAACAAAUGGACAGGAAAAAUGAUUUAAGCCACCAGCACACAUUCGAUGUACUGGCGCAGCCCACCUGAUGAGGGGUUCAAUCUGAAUUUUAGGCCACAGAGUAUACACAGUGGCAGCAGCCGGAUGAAGGGUCUGGAUCUUGCACCUGUGCCCUAUGCUGGCACCUGCUAGUGGAUAGUAACUACUCAGCCUUGGCAGCCUUCCCAUUGCUGUUAUUCUGAAUCUAAAUCAACCUCACCUGCAUAUUAUAAACAGCUCAUGCCCCAAUUGAGCCGUGAUAUCAUGGGAGAAUUCAACUUUGGAAUUUCCCAGAUGAUUCAAAGUCCCAUGCACUCAGGGAAGGUAAUGGGAUCCUUACUUUCGUAGCAAACUACAGGGUUAAUGGCUAGAAUAUUGGGGAUUUUGGAGAUGUCAUGGCUCACUUAUUGUUCCUUGUUAACAAGAGAAGAAAAGUCAGUUUCUUAUCUCAUGAUACAGCCAUUUUCCAUCGCUUUUAUCUGUCUUUUGUUGUAAUACAUUUUAUCCCAAUUUUGCAUUGGCGGGAUCCAUUCUCUAGCUGAAA
Magnolia sinica is the source of this 1637-nucleotide messenger RNA. Its product is annotated as pentatricopeptide repeat-containing protein At1g62350. The coding region runs from base 84 to 839 and encodes 251 amino acids. Lineage: Eukaryota; Viridiplantae; Streptophyta; Magnoliopsida; Magnoliales; Magnoliaceae. Gene Ontology annotation, molecular function: protein binding. The transcript has 2 exons. The record is from RefSeq and is a predicted model, not a curated record.